Molecule: messenger RNA, 1540 nt
Organism: Ylistrum balloti
Lineage: Eukaryota; Metazoa; Mollusca; Bivalvia; Pectinida; Pectinidae
Product: transmembrane protein 177-like
Exons: 3
Coding region: 131-1195 (354 amino acids)
Source: RefSeq, a predicted model, not a curated record
CAUGUGCAAGAUACAUGUAGAUGCAAGAUUGAUUGGGAAAGGUCAGAUGUUGAUCUCGAAAUGCUAUGUCGUCAUGAAGUGUACUUCAGAGAUAUAUUGAAGGACCAUUUUGAUAGUUUCAGCCCAACACAUGAUGGCUGCCAGAAUUUUAGAGUUUUGGAGAGCAAACUCAGCAUAUGCACAUGUUUUUCUGGGUAAUGUUUGGGUUGGCAUCGGAGCUUUUACAUUUUAUAGCAUCGAUGAAAAACGGGAAAACAUCUCGCUCCACCAGAGGUCGGGUAAACCUAUAGAGGUGGACAAGAAAACACUGAGCAUGUCACAGGAGGUUGUCAGUGAGACUAUGAAAUCACACAUAGCUCCAGGAAGAACAGUUCCCUUGUUACGGCCUCCGUAUGUUACCAUCAGUUCAGAAGCAGAGAGUGUAGGUUCCAUACGAACUAGUUUGGGCGGUGCUGUAGGAGUACCAUACUCGUGGCGAUACUCCAACACCGACGACAUUGAGACUGUCGACAUUUCACUUUGCAAGAAAGCUGGCACUGUUUUAGCAAAAUGGGUAAAGCAAUUCCACAAAUAUAUUUAUGGUCUGCCAAAGUCAUCAGAUUACAGUGUUGUUACUGUAGCAGAUGUAUGCUGUGAUGCUGUUAAAACGGAAGAAGAUAUCAAAGCUAUAGAAGACCUUAAAGCAUCCUUGAUAUUAAGUGAAAAGGCGAAGAUAUUCGCAUUUUUGCGUGAAAUUCAGUGUGUGAAUAGUCAUCAUCAGAAUGUUGUAUUGGGAUUAGGUUUACUGUUAUUAACCAUGGGCGGCACUUUUGGAUAUUAUAUACAAAUCCUAUUGCAGAAGAACAAAAGAUUAAAGCCAAAUCUACUGUUACCAAUGGUGGUGUUUGCACAUUUAUUUACUUAUGCUGUGAGUCUGGUAUGGAUUAGGGUUGGCAUGGAUAACUACCUCAGGAUGCGGGAUGCAAGAAUUGACCAAAGCUUUGUUGAAAAAGAAUUAAUAGAAGGUGGAAUCGAAUACUAUGAGAAAUUAAUACAGAAAAAUAUAAGUCUUCGAACACUUCUUGGAUCAGAGGGCGAAAAACUUUAUACUGAGAGAGGGAAUGUGAUCUAUCCAAAUUUGCGACUUCCUCAUCUUCCACUCACUAAGCGAAGAGAUAAUUUAGUUCAACAGGAAACCGAGGUCAUAAGGAUUUGACAAAGCUGAUGUGUAAGCUGUCAAAAUAUUCUAUAUAUUUUUAUGUCACCCCAGACAUACCUUUAUGUAGGGGCAAAAGUGCGUAUCACUGGUAGGUCAAAAAUGUUAAUUAUGAGACUAUGAAAUGUUGCAAUGUCUGUGAUUGCUGAAGUCUUAGUGAAAAUUAAUGUUUUGCAAGAUUUCAAUGUCUUCUGUGUGUUUGAACUGAAAUUGAUCUAUCAUGGGUGAAUGAAGAUUAUUUUGAAAAUGUUUAAGAUGAUCUAAAUGGGGUUAACAAUGAUCUAAAUGGGGUUAACAAUGAUCUAAAUGGGGUUAACAAUGAUCUAAAUGGGGUUAACAAUGAUC